Messenger RNA from Diversispora eburnea, 323 nucleotides. The record is from the annotation of a GenBank genome assembly. NCBI's taxonomy places the organism in Eukaryota, Fungi, Glomeromycota, Glomeromycetes, Diversisporales, Diversisporaceae.
GAAUUGGCCUCUGAGAUAAAUGAAAAGGAUAGUGAAGUUGACAAUGAAUCAACUGACGAAGAAAUCAGUGACAGCAUUGAUAUUGAUGACCUAGAGGAAGUCCCUGUAAUGAUGGGAGACUCCUUAGCUAAAGCUAAAUUAAAUAUUGAAAAAUUGAGUCCCAAACAAAAAAACAAAUUUGAUGAACUUAUUAAUAAAAAUAAGGAUUUGUUUGCAAAUGAUAUUAGAAUUGCAUUAGGAAAAUUGAAAGAUACCAUGAAUUGGGAUGAAUAUAUACCUGCUGUGUUAUUUGCCUAUCGAACUCAUAAACACAAUAUAACAAG